Molecule: messenger RNA, 909 nt
Organism: Haemonchus placei
Lineage: Eukaryota; Metazoa; Nematoda; Chromadorea; Rhabditida; Trichostrongylidae
Source: the annotation of a GenBank genome assembly
AUGAACGUGAGACUUAUCAUAGGGCUACAGCACAUCUACAUUGUUCCCAGCAUCCUACUGUAUUUGGCCGAGUUCUGCUACAUUAUCUGUUCUCGAGAUGAUGAAUUUUCUUCCGCUUUCUACUAUAUAUUCUUGAUACGAGCUCCAGCAGAUAUGAUCCAAGUUACUACCAGUCUGAUCACAUUCCGAUAUCCGGUAGCUGGAUGGACAGCCGUACUCGAUAAGCCGUACGUAGCUAAGAUUGGCUUCGCACUUACCAAUUUUGCUUGCAAUAUCGAGCUAUUCACUCAAUUGAUGCUAUCGAUCAAUCGAUUAACUGCUAUCUGUUAUCCAAUGAAACACAGUCGGUGGUGGACCCUCAAAAGAACAAUCCGUCUCUUUGCUUGUGGUGCCACGAUGUCGAUGAUCACACCGAUCAUUCGGAUAUUUCAAGAAGCUGGCUACGUUGCUGUUGACGGGAAAAUAGUCCCUUAUCUUAUCAACGAGAAUUAUCAGCAGCUCAACUCCUACAUCUCAAGUGCUAUCUACAGCUCGUUUUGUAUAUCCUGCUUCUCACUCAAUGCUGCUGCUCUCUUCAAACACUCGCAACAGCGAAAUGUGAAGAUUUUCGAUCAACAGUUUGCCAUGGCUCGUCGACUGCAGUUGAAUCUUCUGGUUUACUCGUCAGCGUUCACACUCGCCAUCAUUUCCAUGACGAUAUUUCAGUGCAUGUUAGCGUUGAACGUGUUCCCUCUACAAACGGACGCUCAUGCACUUGUAAUCAUCAUGCUUACGUUAUCAGCCGACAGUUUUGCCCUAGCGAAUCCAUGGCUUCUGUUGUCCUUGUCGUCGACAUUCCGGACGAAAUUCCUCAAAUUCAAGUCGUCUUCAAGUCUACCUCAUUCAAUGCAUAGCGUUUAUACUGUAUAA